Messenger RNA from Zootermopsis nevadensis, 3181 nucleotides. NCBI's taxonomy places the organism in Eukaryota, Metazoa, Arthropoda, Insecta, Blattodea, Termopsidae. The record is from RefSeq and is a predicted model, not a curated record.
UCAAAACUGGAUCAACAGACACGGCAGCGGCCAGUUCAACACGGAAUAGAGGAAACCGGUGAUGAUGUAUGUCAGACACAAGCAGAACCUUCAGGUGAUCCAGGAAGAAACUUUAAAAGUCCUGACCAGUAUUGGACAAACUCUCAAUGGGGGACCGUUUCAGCGAGUACAGCACGAGACCAAGACCAGAUGACCUCUGUAGGGGAUGAUUAUAGCAACAGUGAGACUCUUGUAGCAGCAAAUACAUCUAUGCAGCAGCAAAAUAAUUACUGGAACAUGUCAGCCACCAAUGCAGAGGUUAUGGGUUGCGUGACAUUACCAGGAUCCACUUCACAGAUGACAUUACAGGAGGAACCACCAACAUCACAGUCAGAACCUUCUGUGGGAGUCAAAUCUCCUAUCAAACAAAAACAAAAAGAACAAGUAUCAAAGCCUGCAGGAGGUACUCACAGCUGGUUAGGAGGAAUCUGGAACAGAUUUUCCCUCCGGCUAUCAAAUCAAAUGAAGCUGCCUGAUGAUAAAAAUCCAUCAAUAGUGUGGGAUCCAGAUAAGAAAAGGUGGACAGAUGUAAAUGGAGAUGGUGGUGAAGUAAGUGGUGACUUGCCACUACCACCUAAAACCUCAGAAUUGCCCAUAAUGGCAAAGAGUAUGUCAGUUUCAGGAGGUGAGGGACCUGCAUCUAGAUCAUCUGGUUCAAAUGUGUUCAAACUGAAUGGACCAGGGAAAGGAAGCAAGGCGAAGUAUUUAGAGGUGUUGGAAGGAACUAAAACCUCCAAUCUUGCACCAGAUAAUUAUGCGCCAGUAAUACCACCACAAGCAUCGGUGAAGUAUUUAAUACCUGUCCCAGUUGAAAGCAGUGAUGCUCCAACAGAUUUCUUGACAUCAGCCGCAAGUAGCACUUAUGAGCAGACAGCUGAACAGUCACAUUUAUCUAGGUGGAGUUCUACUAGUUCCCUCUCCAGGGAAGUGCAGAAGUACACCAUGAGAUGGCAGCAGAAUAAAGCUAUUCAGGGUAUUGCAGCGUAUCCAGCACCAAUGAUGUUUGAUCCAGCUAGCUUCACUCAAAAGGCAGGUGUAGGCACGAUAUCAAAUUCCCUGAAACGCUACCCCAAUUGAUACUUAAUUGCGUGUUAAUAAAUAAAUUUGCAUUAUCUAUAUUAAAAUUUGUGGGGGUAGGAAUUUUCAGUUUGUUACAAGACAGUGGAAUGAGUCAAAUAUAGUAUGUUAACAUGUAAGUUUCAGCAGACAAUUUUGUUCUUAUUCUCAGUGUGAAAAUUUGCUGUUAUAUUAAAAAAAGUGUAAAGUAGGCCUACAUUUUUCCAUUUAAUCGGUUGUUAUACCCUAUUCUUGUUACAUAGCAAUUUUACACUUUGUGUGAUAUCAGCCACAACAAGGGCUCAAAGGAAACAAUUGUUUCAGGAACUAUCUUUUCUUCCAUCAUCAUGGCUGGGGAGGGAGAUGGUUCCAGAAAUGUUGGUUUCUUUUAACCAUUUGAUGAGGUUUUACAGUGUGGAUGGGAGAGAUUUAUCAGUUGCAGACUGUGAAUUUUGUAUCGUGUGUAUUAAUACUUUGUAGCUCAACAUCAUAGACACCAGUUCAUGAAAAUUAUAUCUGUACCACAAAGGGUUAAAUAUCGAAGGAAUUCUUCAUAAUUUAUAAUAAAAUGUUCAUUAUGUUGUCAAACCAUGUUAACAGAUUUGUUUUUAAUAUAAUUUACCAGGUUAUAUAACAGUUUAAUUUCCUGAAGUAUUUUACUUGUGAAGAUACAGUUUUGUGAAUCUAUAAUGAUUUUUUAUUUCUGAUAUUGGUGCUGCAUUGUUGUUUCUGUAGUAUUUAUACACUGGAUAUUGUACUGUAGAGGGUCCUUUUCAUAUUUCUAUGUUGUCCAUUUAAUAUUUCUGUCUUGUUAAACACAGAAUUUGCUGAAUCAGAGUUUGGUUCUAGUUUUAUUUCAAGUAGACUUCAUAAUUUUCUGACUGAAGUUUGGGAUAAUGAAAGCUCACAAUUACUUGGAUGCUUUACUUCUUGGUUCAUUUAUCAACGUUUUUUUUUGUCAUACUUGUAUAUUGUGAUGUAUCUGUUCUGUAAUAGUCUGAAAAUAUAGUACAUUUACUGUCCAUAUGGUUUCUGGAAGUAGGUUGGGUCAUGUUGGUACAGGAAUGUGGGAGUGUGGUAUGUUGUGAGAAUUCUGCUCUGUUCUGUAUAUUGUGUAAUACAUUUCCUCACAACAUAUAUAAACAUUGCCCAUAACAUUAUUUGUGCACUUUAUCACAUCAUAUGGAGGUGUUGGCCAUUUAUGAAUUAUAUACAGAUAUUAUUGGGCAUACUUUACCAUCAUUAAUAAUUUGAGUAUGAGAUCAUAAGAUAAACAGUGAGUUUCUAGUGAAUAAUGCAACUCAUCAAGAUAGCAUACAGGACUUGCCAAUUUUGAACAAGUGAAUCUUAAGAGAUAUGAACAGUGAAGAGAGUUUUAAAGGUAUUAUCAACAUUUAUGCAAUUAUAUAUCUAUGUCAUGUAGGAAGUGUUGCCAUUUUAUUUGAUUCUGCAAUUUAUUUUGAAAAUUUGGAUUGUUGCAUAUUAGGGUAAGAACAAGAAGAAAACUAACUGUAAGUUAGUGGUAAGGAAAUCAAGCUGUGAUUAGUGACUGAGAAUUUAUUGUUGUGUUACUAUACCCAGUGGCUCCAGCAGCAGUUGUAGGUGUGCAUGUGUGUUGAAUCUGUUUUAUUGAGUGAAUGGCUCCCCAUAUUCAGCUUCCCUCAUCCUUUCUACAAUAAUAUGUAAGAUAAGUAUAUUGCAGUUUCAUUCCUUGUAGUUAAAACAUAAUGCAUGUCUGAAUCUUUAAAAGUGUAUCAUUGAAAAAUAUUUUGGUGAAACAGAGAGGUGCACAGUAAAAUUCCAGUAACUAUAAUUAAUUUUAUAUUAUGUAGGUAUGCAAAUCUCUCAACAGUUCAAGCAUUUGGCACUCUUGUGUAUUUGACCAUAAAACAAUGAAUGAAGAUUUUUUUCCCAAUUGUAUAACUUUGAGUGACUAUAAAUAUCUAAAUUGUGUGUCUCAUGAGGUAUCGGUGUACAUAAAAGUAAUUAUAUUAUUAAUUUGUGACUAUAUGGCAUAUAAUGAGUAUUAUAAUGGUAAACCUGGGGAAAAGAAUCUAUUAAAUUGUGUUAUUUGUUGGAAAGUGGA